AUGUCGAAAAUCUUGAGAAGGAUGGUUGACAAGAAUUGCGUGCCGACAUGGAUGAUAGUCGACAACCACAACGUGUUUCAGGACUUAACUGAUUCUCUAGAAUUUGAGUGUCAAACUGAGAUGAUGUACGACACGUUGGCCAGAUAUCAACAAGAGUUCAUGGGGAAGUUUGAAGUAGUUAUUACAACGUGGUGCAAUGGCAUGUCAUCAUAUACUCAACUAAAUGUAUCCUCAAUGAGGAGGUGUGCACCUCCUUUUCCUAGUGUUGUAACUAAGAGUUCGAAGAACACGGACCGGUCCAAAUUUGAUGAUAAGAUUAAGAAACAGAUGAUGGAUGCACUUAGAGUGAGAGACCAAGGAAUAAAUAUAAUUGGAUUAUGCGGGCCACAUAAAAUGGUUGAAGCUUUUGUAAAAACGGUUAUAAGAAAAGCUGAGAGGGAUCAAUUGUUCGAAAAAAUUGUCACAGCAACUGUGACAAUGAAGUCUUACAUUACAAAUAUCCAAACGCAAAUUGGUGAUGCAAUAGGUCUCAAUUUUGACGAUAAGACCGACCUAGCUGAAUCAACUUGUUGCACGUGUGUCGGUUAUAGUAAAAGAAUGAGAACUGCAGAAAGAGCUCAUCUUCUGUGUGCUAAGUUGAAGGAGCUGCAAUCAGUCCUAGUUGUACUGUAUGAUCUUCAUGGCAGACUUGAUUUAGGUGAGAUUGGUAUCCCCUUUGGCGAAGAUCAUAAUGGUUGCAAGAUUUUGUUGGCAUCUACAAACUUGGAGGUUUUAUCCAAAGAAAUGAAGGUUCAUAAGUUGAUACAAUUAUCAGAGACAUGACAUCAUUAUUUUCCAAAGAAGUAGAGAUGAUGAAAAUUUGAAGUACAAAGAUGCACAUCAUUUGGAAAACACCAUGGUUGAGAGA
Molecule: messenger RNA, 907 nt
Organism: Vicia villosa (hairy vetch)
Lineage: Eukaryota; Viridiplantae; Streptophyta; Magnoliopsida; Fabales; Fabaceae
Product: probable disease resistance protein At5g47260
Exons: 3
Coding region: 1-822 (273 amino acids)
Molecular function (GO): ADP binding
Source: RefSeq, a predicted model, not a curated record